Molecule: messenger RNA, 508 nt
Organism: Moneuplotes crassus
Lineage: Eukaryota; Ciliophora; Spirotrichea; Euplotida; Euplotidae
Source: the annotation of a GenBank genome assembly
CACCAACCAAAAUCUAUUUGAUCACGCUUUUGAAGACUCUAUGCCUGAUAUUGACGAAGAGUUAAGUCCUAAUCCUCUGAAGGAGUCCAAUUGGGAUCUGGAAGGUAAACAGAACAACCUUGUCUAUGACAAGGGCUUUGUUAAGGAUAAGAGUUCCUUUAAGCAAGAACUUCUUGAUAUUUUUGAGAAAAAGAAAACUUCAACUAGCAAGGUAGAAAUUUUAAGUAAUAAAAUCCCUUCAAAAUCGAUUAAGCCUUCAAAGAAAAAUCGGAGAGAAGCUCUUAAAAAGCUUUCGAAAUUUUAUAGCCUGAAAACACCUUGCCGUGCUAUCAUGAACAAAGAGCCUAGUUUCCAUUUUGAUGAAGAUUCCAAGAGAAGUGUACACAACAAUGACAAUAGAGAAUGGACAAGGAAGAUUUCUUCUUCUAAAAUCUUAGAAGUUCUGAGUAAACCUAACUAAAAGAGUUAAGGCUAAGGGAAGCAUCUCCCAUCAUUGUUAAAUUCUAUA